Closterium sp. NIES-65 is the source of this 6225-nucleotide messenger RNA. Lineage: Eukaryota; Viridiplantae; Streptophyta; Zygnematophyceae; Desmidiales; Closteriaceae. The record is from the annotation of a GenBank genome assembly.
AUGAAAGAGUUACUUUCAUCUCACCAGCCACGUGAUGAAAGAGUUACUUUGAGACGUCAGGAAAUAACACGUUUAUUACCAAUCACCAGGUUUCAACCACCAGUCUCAUCAUCCCAUCCCACAGUCGAUGCAGUUGAGCAGAAUCUCUCCCGCUUUCCAUCACCCCGCCCCAUUCCCCUGUUUUCCAUCACCCCGCCCCAUUCUCCCGCUUUCCAUCACCCCGCCCUAUUCUCCCGCUUUCCAUCACCCGGCCCCAUUCUCCCUCUUUCCAUCACCCCGUCCCAUUCUCUCGCUUUCCAUCACCCCGCCCCAUUCUCUCGCUUUCCAUCACUCUGCCCCAUUCUACCUCUUUCCAUCACCCCGCCCCAUUCUCCCUCUUUCCAUCACCCCGCCUCAUUCUCCCUCUUUCCAUCACCCCGCCCCAUUCUCCCUCUUUCCAUCACCCCGCCCCAUUCUCCCGCUUUCCAUCACCCCGCCCCAUUCUCCCGCAUUCCAUCACCCCGCCCCAUUCUCCCUCUUUCCAUCAACCCGCCCCAUUCUCCCGCUUUCUAUCACCCCGCCCCAUUUUCCCGCUUUCCAUCACCCCGCCCCAUUCUCCCGAUUUCCUACACCCCUCCCCAUUCUCCAACUUUCCAUCACCCCGCCUCAUUCUCCCGCUUUCCAUCACUCCACCCCAUUCUCCCGCUUUCCAUCACCCCGCCCCAUUCUCCCGCUUUCCAUCACCCUGCCCCAUUCUCCCGCUUCCCAUCACCCCGGCCCAUUCUCCCGCUUUCCAUCACCCCGCCCCAUUCUCCCGCUUUCCAUCACCCCGCCCCAUUCUCCCUCCUUCCGUCACCCCGCCUCAUUCUCCCGCUUUCCAUCACCCCGCCCCAUUCUACCGCUUUCCAUCACCCCGCCGCGUUCUCCCGCUUUCCAUCACCCAGCCACAUUCUCCCACUUUCCAUCAGCCCGCCCCAUUCUCCCUCCUUCCAUCGCCCUGCCCCAUUCUCCCUCCUUCCAUCAUCCCGCCCCAUUCUCCCUCCUUCCAUCACCUCGCCCCAUUUUCCCGCUUUCUAUCAGCCCGCCCCAUUCCACCACUUUCCAUCACCCCGCCCCAUUCUCCAGCUUUCCAUAACCCGCCCCAUUCUCCCGCUUUCCAUCACCCCGCCCCAUUCUCCCGCUUUCCAUCACCCCACCCCAUUCUCCCGCUUUCCUUCACCCCACCCCAUAUUCCCGCUUUCCAUCACCCCGCCCCAUUCUCCAGCUUUCCAUCAGCCCGCCCCAUUCUCCCUCCUUCCAUCGCCCUGCCCCAUUCUCCCUCCUUCCAUCAUCCCGCCCCAUUCUCCCUCCUUCCAUCACCUCGCCCCAUUUUCCCGCUUUCUAUCAGCCCGCCCCAUUCCACCACUUUCCAUCACCCCGCCCCAUUCUCCAGCUUUCCAUAACCCGCCCCAUUCUCCCGCUUUCCAUCACCCCGCCCCAUUCUCCCGCUUUCCAUCACCCCACCCCAUUCUCCCGCUUUCCUUCACCCCACCCCAUAUUCCCGCUUUCCAUCACCCCGCCCCAUUCUCCAGCUUUCCAUCACCCCGCCUCAUUCUCCCGAUUCCCAUCAACCCGCCCCAUUCUCCCGCUUUCUAUCACCCGUCCCCAUUCUCCCUCCUUCCAUCACCCCGCCCCAUUCUCCCGCUUUCCAUCACCCCGCCCCAUUCUACCACUUUCCAUCACCUCGCCCCUUUCUCCCGCUUUCCAUCACCCCGCCCCAUUCUCCCGCUUUCCAUCUCCCCGCCCCAUUCUCCCUCCUUCCAUCACCCCGCCUCAUUCUACCUCCUUCCAUCACCCCGCCCCAUGCUCCCCCUUUCCAUCACCCCGCCCCAUUCUCCCGCAUUCCAUCACCCCGCCCCAUUCUCCCUCCUUCCAUCACCCCGCCCCAUUCUGCCGCUUUCCAUCACUCCGCCCCAUUUUCCCGCUUUCCAUCACCGCGCCCCAUUCUCCCGCUUUCCAUCACCCCGCCCCAUUCUCCCGCUUUCCAUCACCCCGCCCCAUUCUCCCUCCUUCCAUCACCCCGCCCCAUCCUCCCGCUUUCCAUCACCCCGCCCCAUUCUCCCUCCUUCCAUCACCCCGCCCCAUUCUCCCGCUUUCCAUCACCCCGCGCUAUUCUCCCUCCUUCCAUCACCCCGCCCCAUUCUCCCGCUUUCCAUCACCCCGCCCCAUUCUCCCGCUUCCCAUAACCCCACCUCAUUCUCCCGCUUUCCAUCACCCCGCCACAUUCUCCCGCUUUCCAUCACCCCGCCCCAUUCUCCUUCCUUCCAUCACCCCGCCCCAUUCUCCCGCUUUCCAUCACCCUGCCCCAUUCUCCCGCUUCCCAUCACCCCGGCCCAUUCUCCCGCUUUCCAUCACCCCGCCCCAUUCUCUCGCUUUCCAUCACCCCGCCCCAUUCUCCCUCCUUCCAUCACCCCGCCUCAUUCUCCCGCUUUCCAUCACCCCGCCCCAUUCUCCCGCUUUCCAUCACCCCGCCGCAUUCUCCCGCUUUCCAUCACCCAGCCACAUUCUCCCACUUUCCAUCACCCCACCCCAUAUUCCCGCUUUCCAUCACCCCGCCCCAUUCUCCAGCUUUCCAUCAGCCGCCCCAUUCUCCCGCUUUCCAUCACCCCGCCUCAUUCUCCCGAUUCCCAUCAACCCGCCCCAUUCUCCCGCUUUCCAUCACCCCGCCCCAUUCUACCACUUUCCAUCACCUCGCCCCUUUCUCCCGCUUUCCAUCACCCCGCCCCAUUCUCCCGCUUUCCAUCUCCCCGCCCCAUUCUCCCUCCUUCCAUCACCCCGCCUCAUUCUACCUCCUUCCAUCACCCCGCCCCAUGCUCCCCCUUUCCAUCACCCCGCCCCAUUCUCCCACAUUCCAUCACCCCGCCCCAUUCUCCCUCCUUCCAUCACCCCGCCCCAUUCUGCCGCUUUCCAUCACUCCGCCCCAUUCUCCCGCUUUCCAUCACCGCGCCCCAUUCUCCCGCUUUCCAUCACCCCGCCCCAUUCUCCCGCUUUCCAUCACCCCGCCCCAUUCUCCCUCCUUCCAUCACCCCGCCCCAUCCUCCCGCUUUCCAUCACCCCGCCCCAUUCUCCCUCCUUCCAUCACCCCGCCCCAUUCUCCCGCUUUCCAUCACCCCGCGCUAUUCUCCCUCCUUCCAUCACCCCGCCCCAUUCUCCCGCUUUCCAUCACCCCGCCCCAUUCUCCCGCUUCCCAUAACCCCACCUCAUUCUCCCGCUUUCCAUCACCCCGCCACAUUCUCCCGCUUUCCAUCACCCCGCCCCAUUCUCCUUCCUUCCAUCACCCCGCCCCAUUCUCCCGCUUUCCAUCACCCCGCCCCAUUCUCCCGCUUUCCAUCACGCCGCCCCCUUCUCCCUCCUUCCAUCACCCCGCCCCAUUCUCCUUCCUUCCAUCACCCCGCCCCAUUCUCCCGCUUUCCAUCAGCCCGCCCCUUUCUCCCGCUUUCCAUCUCCAUGCCCCAUUCUCCCGCUUUCCGUCAACCCGCCCCAUUCUCCCGCUUUCCAUCACCCCGCCCCAUUCUCCUGCUUCCCAUCAUCCCGCCCCAUUCCCCCGCUUUCCAACACCCCUCCCCAUACUCUCGCUUUCCAUCACCCCGCCCCAUUCUCCCGCUUUCCAUCACCCCGCUCCAUUCUCCUGCUUUCCAUCACCCCGCCUCAUUCUACCUCCUUCCAUCACCCCGCCCCAUUCUCCCGCUUUCCAUAACCCCGCCCCAUUCCCCAUUCUCCUACUUUCCAUCACCCCGCCUUAUUUUCCCGCUUUCUAUCACCCCGCCCCAUUCUCACGCUUUCCAUCACCAUGCCCCAAUCUCCCUCCUUCCAACACCCCGCCCCAUUCUCCCGCUUUCCAUCACCCCGCCCCAUUCUCCCGCUUUCCAUAAACCCGCCCCAUUCUCCCUCCUUCCAUCACCCGCCCCAUUCUCCCUCCUUCCAUCACCCUGCCCCAUUCUCCCUCCUUCCAUCACCCCGCCCCAUUCUCCCGCUUUCCAUCAGCCCACCCCAUUCUCCCGCUUUCCAUCACCCCGCCCCAUUCUCCCGCUUUCCAUCACCCUGCCCCAUUCUCCCGCUUUCGAUCACCCCGCCCCAUUCUCCCUCUUUCCAUCACCCCGCCCCAUUCUCCCGCUUUCCAUCACCCCACCCCAUUCUCCCGCUUUCCAUCACCCCGCCCCAUUCACCCGCUUUCCAUCACCCCGCCCCAUUCUCCCGCUUUCCAUCACCCCGCCCCAUUCUCCCGCUUUCCAUCACCACGCCCCAUUCUCCCUCCUUCCAUCACCCCGCCCCAUUCUCCCGCUUUCCAUCACCCCGCCCCAUUCUCCCUCCUUCCAUCACCCCGCCUCAUUCUACCUUCUUCCAUCACCCCGCCCCAUGCUCCCGCUUUCCAUCACCUUGCCCCAUUCUCCCGCUUUUCAUCACCCCGCCCCAUUCUCCCACUUUCCAUCACCCCGCCCCAUUCUCCCGCUUUCCAUCACCCCGCCCCAUUCUCCCUCCUUCCAUCACCCCGCCCCAUUCUCCCAUCACCCCGCCCCAUUCUUCCGCUUUCCAUCACCACGUCCCAUUCUCCCGCUUUCCAUCACCCCACCCCAUUCUCCCGCUUUCCAUCACCCCGCCCCAUUCUCCCGCUUUCCAUCACCCCGCCCCAUUCUCCCAUCACCCCGCCCCAUUCUCCCGCUUUCCAUCACCACGUCCCAUUCUCCCGCUUUCCAUCACCCCGCCCCAUUCUCCCGCUUUCCAUCACUCCGCCCCAUUCUCCCGCUUUCCAUCACCCCGCUCUAUUCUCCUGCUUUCCAUCACCCCGCCCCAUUCUUCUCCUUCCAUCACCCCGCCUCAUUCUACCUCCUUCCAUCACCCCGCCCCAUUCUCCCGCUUUCCAUAACCCCGCCCCAUUGUCCCACUUUCCAUCACCCCGCCCCAUUCUCCCGCUUUCCAUCACCACGCCCCAUUCUCCCGCUUUCCAUCACCCCGCCCCAUUCUCCCUCCUUCCAUCACCCUGCCCCAUUCUCCCGCUUUCCGUCACCCCGCCCCAUUCUCCCGCUUUCCAAAACCCCGCCCCAUUUUCCCGCUUUCCAUCACCCCGCCACAUUCUCCCACUUUCCAUCACCCCGCCCCAUUCUCCCUCCUUCCAUCAGCCCGCCCCACUCUCCCUCCUUUGAUCACCCCGCCCCAUUCUCCCGCUUUCCAUCAGCCCUCCCCAUUCUCCCGCUUUCCAUCACCCCGCCCCAUUCUCUCGCUUUUCAUCACUCCACCCCAUUCUCCCGCUUUCCAUCACCCCGCCCCCUUCUCCUUCCUUCCAUCACCCGGCCCCAUUCUCCCUCCUUCCAUCACCCCGCCCCAUUCUCCCACUUUCUAUCUGCCCGCCCCAUUCUCCCGCUUUCCAUCACCCUGCCCCUUUCUCCCGCUUUGCAUCUCCCGGCCCCAUUCUCCCGCUUUCCAUCACCCCGCCCCAUUCUCCCGCUUUCCAUCACCCCGCCCCAUUCUCCCACUUUCCAUCACCCCGCCCCAUUCUCCCUCCUUCCAUCACCCCGCCUCAUUCUACCUCCUUCCAUCACCCCGCCCCAUGCUCCCGCUUUCCAUCACCCCGCCCCAUUCUCCCGCUUUUCAUCACCCCGCCCCAUUCUCCCGCUUUCCAUCACCCCGCCCCAUUCUCCCGCUUUCCAUCACCCCGCCCCAUUCUCCCUCCUUCCAUCACCCCGCCCCAUUCUCCCGCUUUCCAUCACCCCGCCCCAUGCUCCCGCUUUCCAUCACCCCGCCCCAUUCUCUCGCUUUCCAUCACCACGCCCCAUUCUCCCGCUUUCCAUCACCCCGCCCCAUUCUCCCGCUUUCCAUCACUCCGCCCCAUUCUCCCGCUUUCCAUCACCCCGCCCCAUUCUCCCGCUUUCCAUCACCCUGCCCCAUUCUUCUCCUUCCAUCACCCCGCCUCAUUCUACCUCCUUCCAUCACCCCGCCCCAUUCUCCCGCUUUCAAUCACCCCGCCCCAUUCUCCCGCUUUCCAUCACCCCGCCCCAUUCUCCCGCUUUCCAUCACCACGCCCCAUUCUCCCGCUUUCCAUCACCCCGCCCCAUUCUCCCUCCUUCCAUCACCCUGCCCCAUUCUCCCGCUUUCCGUCACCCCGCCCCAUUCUCCCGCUUUCCAUCACCUCGCCCCAUUCUUCUGCUUUCCAUCAACCCGCCCCAUUCUCCCGCUUUCAAUCACCCCGCCCCAUUCACCCGCAUUCCAUAA